Messenger RNA from Doryrhamphus excisus (bluestripe pipefish), 5868 nucleotides. RefSeq names its product neurofascin. Lineage: Eukaryota; Metazoa; Chordata; Actinopteri; Syngnathiformes; Syngnathidae. Gene Ontology annotation, biological process: axon guidance; cell-cell adhesion; brain development. Gene Ontology annotation, cellular component: plasma membrane; axon. The record is from RefSeq and is a predicted model, not a curated record. Gene Ontology annotation, molecular function: cell-cell adhesion mediator activity.
UGUGUCUCCAGAUUUCUGUAGCUGACAUAAAAAUUCUGUCAAGAUAGUUGAUAGAUUUUGUUUUGUUGUGUCAACAUGUUAUUAGAGAUGUUGUCAUUAAAUUCCGUGCAUGCUGAAGUUCCUCUUCACACAUUGCAGAACUAAUGAUGCAUGCUUUUGUCCUCCAACUAAGCAAAUUGUAAUGUAUUCUAGGGAUGCUUUCGGCUGCUAAUUUUCAUUAGGUGAUGGUGCCGAUUCCGAUCAUCCAUGAGUGAAAUUGGCCGAUACCGAUACUGAUCACAUAUGUCAAGUGUAAAUCUUUAAAAUGUAUUUAUGAGUGGUCAGUGGUGCCGUUCAAGGGGGAAAAGUUAGGACAAUUUCAAGGUCGGCCCAUCGAUUGCCACAUUUAAUUUUAUAGUCAAAUCUGAUUCAUUGUUUUUUUUCAUGUUGUUUUUUAGGGUUUUUUUUUAGACCACAGCUAAUGGGGAUCCAUACAAAUAAAUUUAAUGUGUGACUUUUUCCACCUAAAAAACAACGGUACAUUUAUUUAAUUAAUAAUGCAGUAAGCAAGACGAAAAAUGGUGGGCAUGCCACACAUCUGAACAACAUGACGAGAAAAUCAACUACUUGCCGGCUAACUUUUAGCUUAUUACUGCUAACUUAUUUCAAUUUAGGCAUAUAAAAAGUUUGCGUAAGCGCCUAACCGCUUUUAAAUGAUAUGCCAUGUUGGUUGUUUUGUGUGAUAUUUAAAAAGCUGCUACCACAAAGCUGCACUUUAUUCAUCAUUCAUCGCACUAACCUAAUAUGCAAAGUUUUGCACUCUGCACAACUGGAGAGUAUGCAGUCCCACCGUCCCUCCCCGACACAGUGAUGCAAUGCGCAACUGAUAUGGGCAGAUUGUGUCGCAUGACCUCACCCUCAUCCCCCGUAUUUACAGUCUGCUUCAUUCAAGCCCCCCGGGUACCACGUGCCAAACGGAGACCCCCCUAUCAUGGAGACAAUCUUGUCAUCACUGAGCUAACCUCUUCACUGUGCAAUGUGGUGCAUGGCACUGAUCCUUGCUCACUGCUCAAAAGUAUGCCAACACAGACGCCCCCCCCCCCAUUCAUUUGCUUGGCAUGAAGCAUAAGAGUGGCUGUUCACAUCCGCUUUGAUAAUUUGAAUAGGCAUACAUCUAACGCUCUGAUACCAAUUCAGGUUUUUUUUUUGCCGUGUCUUGUGCAUGUUUGGAUGCCUGAGAGCCUCCGCAGGUCAUCCCACUGUUGACAGCCUACACAUAAAUGCAGCAUCAUAAUUCAUGAGUAUGACCUUUCCCAUGCAGCAAGGCUAUGCAUGUAAAUGUAUGAAAACACUCAUCUGUUCAUAGUCGUUUUCUUCUUAAAAUAUGAACUUUUAUGUAUCUAAGGAAUAUAAAAAGGAAAAUAAUAAUUUCACACAAUCACACAAACGGGCGUGUUGCCAUGGAGUCAUGGGACUUACCGCAUGCAAAUUGCAUGUGAGAGAAACAAACAUUGCUUUCAUAUUCUGUUCCGCAGUUAUUCAGGGAACAAUAAAGCCCACAUUUAGAUGUCAUCAACAGCAGCAGGAAUGUCAUUUUUCUCCCAGUAGGGAUUAAUUUGUGGUCUCACCAUGACUAAAACAUACUGUAUUAAUUUAAAGCUAAUCUUAUUCCAGAAUAAAGAAAAAAGGCCACUUCAUCCCCUCAACGCACUCACCUCAUAGCAAAUUUCAGUUAGGAAAAAAAACUUUCCAAGAGUUGUUAUUGUUACUGUGGGUGCCUGUGGAAGAGUAGUGAAGUGUGGAGAGUGUAGGUGGUUGUAUGGCACUCAUUCAUUAUUCAUCCACUGGGUAGGCAGACUCUAAGUGGCAGUGACGGACACUAACUCUAACACUGAGGUGUGACAUCUCCGGGCUUCUUGACCACAUAUUUUAUGGAUCUAAUCAUUACACCACACAAAUAAGAGCUAAAAGUUGGACAUUUUAUUCAUAAUGCUUUGGAUAGGAAGGACAGUCCGGAACUGACGCAAUAUGAGAAAGAGUUUAUGACUAGAAGUGGACCCCAUGCACAGUAAAGAUGGGCACACCGGUCCAAGCAGUGCUGUUGAUGCUGUUAUGGCAAAGUGUUUGGCCUUUGGACAUCCCUCUAGAAAUCCGCCAACCGCCAACCAUCACAAAGCAGUCAAUGAAGGAGCAUAUUGUUGACCCCAAAGACACCAUGGUCAUUGAGUGUGAGGCGAAGGGAAACCCUCAUCCUAUCUUCUCAUGGAGGCGUAACGGGAAAUAUUUCAACGUGGCACGUGAUUCACAGGCAUCAAUGCGCAGACGCUCAGGAACGCUGGACAUCUAUGCCCGGAACAAUCCAGAACAGUAUGAGGCAGAAUAUCAAUGCAUUGCCUCCAAUGAGUAUGGCUCUGCAUACUCCAACAAAAUCAGACUACAAUUGUACAGAGCUCCUGUGUGGCCAAGGGAGAUCGUAGAACCUGUGGUGAUUAGUGCUGGUUCACCUUUGGUCCUGUCCUGUGACCCUCCAGCCGGUCCGCCUAAACCUGAAACCUACUGGAUGUCCAGCUGCUCAUAUGCCAGACCCUUUAACUGGCCAAUUCAGACAGCCUUCCCCACCAUGCACCCUGUGCGGCAGGACCGUCGGGUAUCCAUGGGGGUCAACGGAGACCUGUAUUUCUCCAACGUUCUAUUCAACGACUCUGCCUUCGAUUACUGCUGUAGCGCCCGCUUCCCCUACAAGAAUGCCAUCCAGCAAAAGAUGCCAGUGGUUGUCAAGGUGAUCACAACUCAAGCCGUGGUGGAGGCCGCCCCCACCUGGCUUUCUCCUACAGGCCCAUCCAGUUCUGUUCUGGUCCUCCUGGGAGAGGAACUACUGCUAGAGUGCGUCGCUGCUGGAGUGCCCACUCCUAGCAUUACCUGGACGAAGGACGGUGAAGACUUGGUGGUGACCUCAAGCAUGAAAAUGAAACAUUUCAACAAGAUGAUUCAAAUCCAGACGGCAUCAUUUGAGGAUGCGGGCGAGUACAUCUGUACCGCCACCAAUAAGAUCAGCUACAUUCAACACACGAUAACAGUCAGGGUAAAAGCGGCUCCAUUCUGGUUAGAAAAACCAGAUGACUUAAUUUUGGCUCCUGAGGAAAAUGGACGCUUGGUGUGUCGCUCAGAUGGCGUGCCUCGUCCCACAGUCAGCUGGUUUAUCAACGGAGAACCGAUUGAGACUGCCACACCGCAAAUAAACAGGCAAGUGUCCGGAGAUACACUGACCCUCAGCAGCGUGAAUGCCGCCAACACAGCCGUCUACCAGUGCAAUGCCUCAAACCCAUACGGAUACAUAUUGGCCAACGCUUUUGUCAGUGUGCAGCAUGCAACACCUCGUAUUCUUGGGCCAAGGAAUGAACUCGUCAAGGUCAUAGAGGGAACUCGAUCCUUUUUGGACUGCGUCUACUUUGGCUCUCCAGUGCCUGACCUGCGAUGGUCCAAAUACGGACAGGGAAAUCUGGAAGGAACUCGUUUUAAGACACAUGGCAAUGGGACCCUGGAGAUAAGACGCACACACAUAGAGGACCAGGGAACGUACAUGUGUGUCGUCAGCAAUGUUGCAGGAAGAGAUGAGAAUCAAGUCAGACUAGAGGUCAAAGAACCUACGUUAAUUAUCAAAAGACCACAGGAUAUGAAAGUUAUCUGUGGAACCGAUGUGCGUUUAGAGUGUGGUGUGAAAGCAGACAUCACCACACCUAUCACAACCACAUGGAUGAAAGACAAAACCACAGUCACACUCGGUUGGAGAUUGUCCAUGGAUGAAUCCAAUCUGGUCAUCACUAAUGUAAACAGAGGUGAUGCUGGCGUCUACACAUGUGCCGUCAAGAGCGAACUGGACCAAAAGUCUGCAUCAGCACACCUAAUGGUGAUGGAUUAUCCUGAACCUCCCACUAAACUGGAGUUGUCUGAUCCAUAUGAACGCAGCGUCAGACUCAGUUGGGUCCCAGGAGACAGCAACUUCAGCCCCGUUACAGAAUUCUUGGUGCAAUAUGAUGAUGAUGACUGGUUACCCGGAAAAUGGAAGAACUUAUCAACUUACCCCGGGAGCCUAAACUCUGUCAUUCUGCACCUUGCACCCUUCACAUACUAUGAAUUUCGCGUUAUCGCCAUUAAUGAAAUUGGACCAAGUCGACCAAGUCGUCCGUCGAUGCGCUUCCAGACGAGCGGUGCACCUCCAGAUGUCAUCCCAAAGAAUGUAAAGGGUGUGGGAACAUGGAGAAACAACAUGGAGAUCAGCUGGGAGCCUCUGACUUACAGAGAGUGGAAUGGGCCACACCUCAAGUAUCUGGUCUGGUGGCGACGGAGAGACUCCAGAGAGGAGUGGAAGAAUGCCACUACUAAAUGGCUGAAAUAUUAUAUUUACGACGCCGAUACUUUUACUCCUUAUGAGAUCAAAGUCCAAGCUGUGAAUGACUUUGGGCUUGGUCCAGAGUCACCGGUUGUUAUUGGUUAUUCCGGAGAAGACCGUCCAGUUAGUGCACCCCUGAACCUGAGAGUGUCGGAUAUCCAGAGCACCCAGGUGACCGUGCAUUGGGACACAGUGACUCGAAGCUCAGUCAUGGGAGAGCUUAAAGACUACAAGGUGUACUACUGGAGAGACAGCAGUCAGCUGAGAUGGCUGAGAGUCAACAGAGCUAUGAGUUCCAAAGUGUUUACAGACACCGGACCGGAGCCAUCCGGGGUUCUAACAGAGCUGAUCCCCUACAGCAACUAUAAAAUGUACAUCGUGGUGACCAACAGUCGAUUUGAAGGUCCGCCCAGCAACAAUAUACACUUUUCUACACCUGAGGGAGUACCAUCUGCUCCCACGUCCUUCAGAAUCCAACAGCGACAUCUUGACAGUAUUUAUGUAGACUGGGACUUGCCAGCAGAACCCAAUGGAAUCAUCAUCGGAUACUCACUCAUGUACCAGACAGUGAACGCCACCAGGGGAGAAGAGCAGAGAGUGGAGGAGUUCCUUCCAAAUGUGACAAGUUUCUCAAUGCCCCGAUAUGACCGCUACACUAGAUACCGAUUCUCUGUAGCGGCUAAGACUCGGAUGGGCGUAGGAGAAUGGCAUACCGAGGAGUCGCCACACUAUACCACUGAGAUCUACGCCCAGGACCAGGUUGACAUCUCCACUCAAGGCUGGUUCAUCGGAAUCAUGUGUGCAGUGGCUUUAAUCGUGAUCAUACUACUGAUAGUGUGUUUCAUCAAGAGAAGCCGAGGGGGGAAAUACCCAGUACGGGAAAAGAAAGAUAUUUCACUGGAGCCUGUGGAUGAUAGGGAUCAAGACGGUUCCUUUGACUAUCGGUCUCUUGAAAGGAUAGCACGUGUCACCACUCUUCCUUUUCCACGAUGGGAAGAGGAAAGGGGGAUUCAGAGGGGUCAACCAUCAAUGGAGGCAGUGAUGAAAAGGUCAGACAGUGACGACAGCCUGGUGGAGUACGGAGACGGAGGAGACAUACCGUUCAAUGAAGAUGGCUCCUUCAUCGGCCAGUACACGGGACAAAGGAGAGACGUGCGUGACUUGGACUUCGGUGGGAGUCUGGAGCUCCAUUCUCCAAUGAAUGCCAUCUACUCCUUGGCUUGAAACUGCUUGGAAAAGAGAUCCUACACUUGAACAGUCUUCAUUGCCAGGAGGAGUGUGAGGUGGCCAUUUUGAACAGCCCGGAUAAACUCUUCGGUUUCUAGUAUGUAAUAUUGAAAAUGUAUGUGCAUUUGCAUCAUUCUUUAUAGCGAGAACUUGGAAGAGGAGAUGAACAUGAAUCACUUUUGUCAUGUUAAUAAAAAUGUCUACAUCAUGUUUUCUAUCCGUCACCAUCAAUUGUAUUGUAACAGACUACACUUUUGUGACCCUCAAUUUAA